GGGAAAAUGGAGAAAGGGUUUUGUUUUCUUUGUUGGUGAUGGUCAAUCUCAAUAGCAAAAUACUAUUGAGCAUAUGUUGUUGGCGUGUGGAUCCAUCAAUCCAAUGGCUAUCAAAAAAUUUGGUUGAGAAAAAGAAAGGAAAGAGAGGGAAACAAUGACGUAGAGUAGAGAGUAUAAUUAAAGGUCUUGAACAGGUGAGGGGAGUCAACAGGCAGCUGAAGAAUUCAAUUCAGGCCCCCCUUUAGCUUUUAUUUCCCAGUCAAAAGGGCAAAAAUCUGAGAGCAUGCAGAUUUAUGAAGACAAAUUCCUGUGCCAAAGGACAGUAAAAGAAGAAAAGAAAAAGUUUGAUUUGCUCAUUCAAAUCAAGAAAACAGAGAGAGGGCCAUGAGCCAUGCUCAUGGAUUUCUCUGAUUCUACUGGAAAUGGGAAUCAAUCAAAAUGGCCAACAAAAGAGAAACUCGUAGGGCCCCUCCCUCCAUUGUGCCUCAAAAGCAACGUUUGAUGCUGAAGAGUAUCAAGUGGUUGUCUCUCUUUUCUUCUCUCCCUCUUCUACUUCUUCUUCUUCCUCCUCUUUUUUGAGCUCUCUCUUCCCUGUGGCUCCACUCAUCUCUUUUUCUGACCUAAUCCACUUUCCAUUGCUUAAUCCUCUACCCAAAACCCUCACCCCUCAUCUAUCACACAUAUAAAAACUUAAUUUUUCUUAACCCCUUCUAGAAUAAGAGAGAGUUGAGCAUAUUCUAUAAAUGAAAUGCCUGUUUUGAGCGUAAACUGAACGCUUACUUCGAUCCUGACUGCCGACUGAAUCAGGCUUUCUUAAUUAAGCCCCAUUCUUCUUCUUUCUCUUCCCUUGAAUUUGCCCCCUAUUCCCACAGCCUAACUUACUGUCUGUCUCCUUUCCUCAAGAAAGCUACCUUAUUCUCCCACAUCCCCCUUCUUAUAAAAUCUCUCCCUUUCUCUCUCUAAACCCCUUAUUUUUUUACCCUUUGGAUUCACAUCUCAGUUGGGAGGUUCAAAUGUCGAGGAAAUCGAGCAAGCGAGUCAGCUUCAGUCCUGAUGUGAAUGAUAAGCCACCAGUCGUGCUGAAACACAGCGGCAGCGACGGCGGUGGUGGCGCCGGGAUGUGGAGCUUCGGCCUGAGCAGAGAGACGAGGUACCUGCCAGUGAGGUUUCUACAGAGCCUCAAGGCCAGGGUAAGUGAAGCCAUUCGCUUUGUAUCCACCAGAAAAUCWUCACGGAAGGUAUCUUCAGCCUCCACAUUUACAAGGUCAAGGUCAGUCUCGGAUUCCAUGGACUCCCAUCGAGCCGAAGCUAUUGAAGAUUGCAUUGAAUUCUUAAACCACUCUUCAUCCCUGUCAAGAUCAAAUUCAGUCUCUGGAAGUAGUUACUGAAAAUCCUCUACUCAUGGGAAUGUAAUGCAUGUAAAAUUUAGUCGAUAUUUUAGACAUUCUUUUGCGUGCCUGGCUCUGUAACAUGCUUUAGCAGAUGAUGAUAGAGUUUCAGCCUUGGAAGCUCAAGAAUUUUACGUCUAUCUAAAUGCCAUGAACAU
Molecule: messenger RNA, 1546 nt
Organism: Momordica charantia (bitter melon)
Lineage: Eukaryota; Viridiplantae; Streptophyta; Magnoliopsida; Cucurbitales; Cucurbitaceae
Product: josephin-like protein
Source: RefSeq, a predicted model, not a curated record